Molecule: messenger RNA, 1679 nt
Organism: Planococcus citri (citrus mealybug)
Lineage: Eukaryota; Metazoa; Arthropoda; Insecta; Hemiptera; Pseudococcidae
Product: multidrug resistance-associated protein 1-like
Exons: 8
Coding region: 551-1645 (364 amino acids)
Biological process (GO): transmembrane transport
Cellular component (GO): membrane
Molecular function (GO): ATPase-coupled transmembrane transporter activity
Source: RefSeq, a predicted model, not a curated record
GUGUAAUAAAAAUUCAACUAAUUUCAUUUUUUGCUCUUUUGAUUAAUUUUUUAUAAUUCCAAGGUUAAAUUUUGCAUAUUUUUUUGUCACUAUCACUUUUGAAUCUCGUCAGUGUGCCCUUGUUUUGGAUUUUGUAAUCUUAACAUUGCUUGGAAUUUCACAAUGGUUCUGAAAAAUUUUCCAACUAGUGGAUAAGUAGGUAGGUAUAAUGAACAUGGGAUGGGAUAUAUUUUGACUUAGUUAGUAUUUCGUUACGACCCAAUUUAGAUAACGGUUUAUGGUCUAAAAGUUUGUGGUGUUUUUGUUAAUGCAAUAGGUACCACACUAUUAUACCCUUUUGUACAAAAAAUCGUUUUCAUUUCUUCAUUUUUUUGUUUUAGGUAUACAUUUCAUCGCAGCUUCGAAUUGGCAACAAAAAAACCUUGUCUGUUUAGUUUGAAUUUCUUUUGUUAUCAACAGAGUGUUAUUUUUAGUCCCUGUGAGAUUACCAGAAUGUGUUACUCAUUAUCGAGUUAUCAAUGUGUUUGUACAUUUUCGAUUUGUUAACGCCAUGGAUGAAUUUUGUGGUUCGAGUUUUUGGGAUUCAAAAACUGUUUGGGAUACGGAUGAUCCUGAUUUGACGUUAUGUUUUGAAAAAACUGUUCUCGUUUGGGUUCCUUGUGCAUUUCUUUGGAUACUUUUGCCGUUGGAAAUAUACCACAUUUGGAAUUCGAAAACGUCUGAUAUACCCUUUAAUUCAUAUAACGUCACGAAAUUGAUUGGAAUAAUAAUUUCGGCUGUGGCAGUGCUUGGAGAUAUUGCACACUAUGUGAUUUUCCACUACUCUCAUUUUCCAGUCGAUUUUUAUUGUCCUUUGGUUAAGUUCGUUACUUUGAUAUUAUUUUUUGCAUUAACGUUUGCAAAUGUGAAAUCUGGUAGGAGAUCUUCACCUGCAUUAUUUUUUUUCUCGCUGCUGUUGGUGAUAUUUGGAGCUCCGCAAUGUCGCACUGAAUUUAGAUUAAAAUGGUCCACGGAGGAAAAACCUGAAAUAAUGGAAUUUGUUUCCUAUGUAAUUUAUUACAUUUCCAUCGUGGUGGUGUUUGUUUUGAAUUGUUUUGCUGACUCACGCCCUCGAAUUCUGUCUUAUCCGUUUGAUAAGAAUGAAUGUCCAAAAAGCCAGUCUUCUUUUUUAUCGCAAAUUUUAUUCGCGUGGUUUGAACCAUUGAUUUGGAAAGGGUAUAGAAAAUCAUUAGAAGAUGAAGAUCUAUGGAAUUUAGAUCCUUCAAUUUCAACAUCCUGCGUUGUGCCAAAAUUCGAAAAACAGUGGAAGAAAUCGCUGAGAAAAGUUGAUAAAAAUGCUGAUAUUAGUAUAAAAGUUGAACGUAAAAAUGGUCGACACAAUUUUGACGGACUGCAGUACGAAAUUAAAAAUAAAUACGUGUCAGUUGUACCUGCGUUGUGUCGAACUUUUGGUAACGAUUUUUUAAAGGGGACUUUAUUGAAAAUAUUCCUCGACGUUUUCGUUUUUGUUAAUCCUCAGAUAUUGAGGCAGCGAGGAACCUAUGUGGAAAGGAUACUUAUACGUGAUAUCACUAUUUUUAGCUGCUAUAAUUCAAACCCUACUGUCUGCUCAAUAUCAAGAUAUUAUGUACACAAUUGGGAUUAAAAUACGAACUUGCUUGGUUUCGAUUAUUUAUAAA